Molecule: messenger RNA, 1146 nt
Organism: Gossypium raimondii (Peruvian cotton)
Lineage: Eukaryota; Viridiplantae; Streptophyta; Magnoliopsida; Malvales; Malvaceae
Product: probable pectinesterase/pectinesterase inhibitor 58
Exons: 2
Coding region: 49-1014 (321 amino acids)
Biological process (GO): cell wall modification
Molecular function (GO): pectinesterase activity; pectinesterase inhibitor activity
Source: RefSeq, a predicted model, not a curated record
UCAAGCUCAAUAUUCAAGCUCAAGAGGAAACUACUUCGGGAAAAAUCAAUGGAUUCGACACCUAACGUUGUGGUCGCUAAGGAUGGUAGUGGGAAAUAUGAUUGCAUCACAGAGGCCUUAACUGAAGUCCCGUUGAAUAGUUGCGAUCGAUUUGUUAUUCACAUUAAGGCUGGUACUUAUAAGGAAAAAAUCCUCGUGACCAAGGAGAUGACUAAUGUUAUGUUCCUUGGUGAUGGCCCAACUGAGACCAUCAUCACCAACUGCGUUAACUGCUGUAAGGAUAAUGUUAAAACAUUCAACACUGCAACUGUUGGUGUGGAUGGGGCUGGUUUCAUGGCCAAGGGCGUUGGGUUCGAUAACUCAGCAGGACCCGAAGGUCAUCAAGCAGUGGCUUUUAGGGCAUCCUGUGAUAAGGUCGUCAUGUUUAAUUGUCAUUUCACUGGGUACCAAGACACCCUUUACGCUCACAAAGAAAAACAAUUUUAUAGGGACUGUCUCAUCAGCGGGACAGUGGACUUCAUCUUCGGGAAUGCGGCGAGUGUGUUCCAAAACUGUCAGAUCGUCGUGAGGAAGCCAGGUGAGAACCAACACAACAUGGUUACAGCACACGGGAAGAAAGAACAAGAAACUAACACAGCCAUUGUGCUUCAAAAUUGUACCAUCUCGGGCGCCCCUGACUACCUCCCGGUGAAGGACAAGAACAAGACGUACCUUGGUCGUCCCUGGAAACAGUUUGCUACAACUGUCAUAAUGCAAUGUCAAAUUGAUGACAUCAUUACACCAGAGGGUUACUCCCCCAUGGAAGGCACCGUAGGAUUGGACACUGGUUAUUUUGCCGAGUUCCAAAAUAGGGGACCAGGUGCCAACACCGAGGGCAGGGUCACAUGGAAAGCUAUCAAGAAAAUCGAUAUGGAUGAAGCCAUGAAAUGGACUCCUCGUGUCUUUUUGAAAUCUGACGAAUGGCUGGCACAAACUGGCGUUCCCUUUGAUCCUGAUAUGACCCCUGGAGUUUAAACCUCCAAAACCAUCGCCAUUAAUCUUCUUUUAUUAUCAUUAUUAUUUGAAAUAAUGUUGUCGAUUAUUAAUUAAUCCGAACAACCUUUUCCUAUUUUUGUAAUAAUAAUAAUAAUAUAUUCAACUCUUAUU